Molecule: messenger RNA, 2619 nt
Organism: Amborella trichopoda
Lineage: Eukaryota; Viridiplantae; Streptophyta; Magnoliopsida; Amborellales; Amborellaceae
Source: RefSeq, a predicted model, not a curated record
AUUUCAUAUCCAAUGGGUAAAAGUGAUUGUGAUGCCUUGUACCAAAAAUAAAUUGUCUCAUAGUAUACAAUCCCUUUGAAUUAUAUCAGUUUUCUCAGGUACUUCAAUAGUUAUCAUACUUCUGGAUUUGACUUCCAUGGUUACCAAUCAAAAUCUAAAAUAUUUAUAUAUUAAAAAAAACUACUUAAAUUCCUCCAUGCUUGCUCUAUAACUCUGGGUCGUCUAAAAACUGAGUUGUUGCCAUGAGAGGAAGAAUGGCAAACAAACCAUCUCCAGUUUUUUAGGGCAAGUAAAAUCCAAUAGACAACGGUAUAUACGAAGCCGUCUAUCAGGUUAUCAUAAUCAAUCAAUAAAAUGAUGGAUACUUAGACUUAAUGUCCUUUUUGUGUGGGACUACUUCCACCAUCACCAUCCAUUAUUUCAAUAGAUAGUGAUGACCCAUUGAAACAUGAGUAUAUCAUAGUCCACAGAAUUAUAGCCUACUCAACCUUUUUCAAAAAAUAUCAAGAUAUUAUCACAAGAGUUACCAAGCACACAAUGUUAUUUCCAAAAUCUUGUGAUAUAGAAAAGUUUCGUGCAUGGAUAGACACUUGCAUGUGUUUAGGCAAGGAUCCUAUGGUACUUACACAAUAAGUGUGGGACCCUGAUCUCCACCAACAGUUAAAGAAACUCCCGAGAUUUUUAACUUUGUGAAUAGUCUAUCAUAGUUUUACCCCUUCAUUCAUUUUUUCAGGACUCUCUCGAGAUAAAUGAAGGUUCCAAAACUUAACUGAGAAAUUCCUAGUAGUAGUCACCAUUCAUCAGUUUUUUUAAACACAAAAUCAGCUGCCUAGGCAGCCAAGGGUCUGGGCGGCCGUCCAGGGGGGACCCUAGUCACCUAGGCAGCCCAGAUAGAGAGGAGGCCAUUUUGGGUCCUCUAUGAGGUUAUUGGGGGGUGAUCCAAAGCCCCCAUAAUUGAACCUAAGUAGAAGAAUUAAAAAUGAAUCAUUACAUACAUACACGAGUCUAAAAUUUUAAUUUGGAAAACUAGAAGUCUAAAACUUUAGAAGAUUGAAACUUGCCCAACAUUCAUUCAAAAUUGUAUGGACCAUUAAUUAUUUACAUAAAACAAUCUUCCACUACAAGCCAAUAUGCCAUAGUCCAAUCCACUGUCCACAUUGACCAUCAUAUUCAGAAUAGGAAGUCACAGCUCACAAAAAUCCAAACUCAAAAGGCUUGAAACUACAAAACUCAGAGGUGCCACUUCUGAGUUUUGGACCUUUGCCGAAACACCUAUUUUUCCACCACUUCAGGUUAUACUAUUCAAUUUCCCAAAAAAUGGAAAGCACCAAAUUGUUUUUCCAAUCUUGGAAAUAUCUCACAAAUCAAUAUUUUGAUGUGUUUCUCUCAAAAAAGUGAAGUACAAGGGGUUUUUUUUCCUCUCUGUUUUUUUUUGUUUCCAUUUCGGUUUUUUUUUUUUCGGACCUUUAAAAUUAUGUUUUCUGCCCUUGCCUAAGGGAUUUUUCGAGCCUUGAGCACAGUCAUCGAGGUGGCCGCUUAGCGGCAAGGCUACUAGGCAGGAGCCUCUUUUACAUGGCUGAAUUAGGGGCACACAUAUGCCACUUCGGUCCAGAAGAGGACCUCAACCGCCUACAAUGCCAUGCAUCAAACUCCAAGAAAAUCACGCCAAUUAAACUACACUUAAAUAUCUGCAAAAUGCUAAUGCAGAUAGAGCUGCAUGAAAAGGUAGGCCAAGGAAGCACAGCAGAAAUCCACAGGGGGACAUGGAGAGGGCUGGAUGUUGCAGUGAAGUGCAUAGACCCUGGCCUCUUCCAUAGACAACCCGAGGCGGUGAACUGGUUUGUCCAAGAGCUUGAAACACUUCAACGACAACGCCACCCCUUCGUACUCCAUGUAAUGGGUGCUUGUCUAAAUCCACCCAACAAUGCAUGGGUUGUGACCGAGCUUUUGAGUGGCAAAACCCUAAUGGAAUGGCUUCAUGGUCACAAGGAGAGGAGAAGCACAAGAGAUAUACCGCUACCCCCAUUAAGAGAGAGGAUUAGAGUUGGAAUGGAAGUGGCCCAGGCCAUGAGGUACUUGCACGAGCAGACACCUAAAGUUGUGCAUAGAGAUCUGAAGACUAGCAAUGUGUGCCUCGAUGAUUAUGGGCAUGUGAGGGUGGCUGACUUUGGGCAUGCACGGUUCUUGCCAGAGGGUGAACAUGCACUCACUGGAGAGACAGGUACAAGGUUUUGUGGUUCCUUAAAGAGGGUGGUUGAUGUGCCUCUCUGUACAUAUGUCUAUAUGGCCCCAGAAGUAAUAAGAUGUGAACCAUACAACGAGAAGUGUGAUGUGUUCAGCUUCGCCAUCAUAUUAAACGAGUUGAUCACAGGGCAACAACCUUAUAUAGACUCAACUUAUUGCCCCACUAAGAUAGCCCUUGAGGUCUCUGAGGGAAAUCUCAGACCUACUCUACCUGAGGAUGAUGGAACACUAGGAGAGCUCAUCAAACUCAUCUGCCAUGCAUGGGAUGAAGAUGCCUCUAGAAGACCGUCAUUUGCAAUUAUCACCUGCCUCCUUAGACGUGUUCAACUUCAACUCACAGAGACCAUCUACCCCAUUUUAAGUGUACCAGAGUGA